Molecule: messenger RNA, 2280 nt
Organism: Acanthoscelides obtectus
Lineage: Eukaryota; Metazoa; Arthropoda; Insecta; Coleoptera; Chrysomelidae
Source: the annotation of a GenBank genome assembly
AUGAGACCAUUGCCGAACAUAAUCUGGACACCGUUCGACACCAAUCCGAGUCCACUUCACGAGAUCCUCUACGUUUACAUGAUCUGGAACCUAUUCCUUUCAUUGUUCGGCAACGCAUUUUACGAUGCAUUGUAUAUCUACUGCUUGGUGCAUCUUUACGUCCAGUUUGAGUUACUCAAAGAACUCCUGAAAAACCUCAGUACAGGGAUCAUGGAAGAUGCUUCAGACUUAGAUAGAUUCCAGUCUCAAUACUUUCAGAAAAAAGUUAUGGACAGGUUGAAGCUCGGUGACCCUGGAUAUCAACAAGCUAUUGGUCAGGAACUUGGUGUUAGUCAAGCAACGGUAUCUCGGACUAUGGAUAGAGUUGUGAAAAACAUAGUUGCCCAGUCGAACGAAUGGAUCAAGUUUCCAACUACCAACCAUGAACUGAUGGAGGCCAAGCGGAUAUGGCAAAGCAUGUUCGGCCUAAACCUCGAAAAAUAUGGAUCUGUUGUACUUAUACCUCAACUAAUCAUGAGUUACCUUGCUUUAGUUGUGAAUGGGUUCAUCUUGACUUUGGAAUAAUAGUGUGUCGCCCAUUAAUCGACUCCCCACAUGCCUACGAUUUUAUGCCUGCAAUGCACAUUAAAAUUGUAUUGGAGACUUUAUUAGCAUGCAUCAGACAACAGCAUCCCGUAUAAUUGCAAAAGUUUCAAGAGCAAUAGCAGGUUUAUCAAAUCAAUAUAUCAGAAUGCCCAAUGAAGCUGAUGAAAUAAUAAGAGUUCAGAAUGACUUCUAUAGGAUCUGUAGAUUUUCACGAGUCAUUGGAUACAUUGACGGGACGCACAUAAAGAUGCAAUCACCAGGAGCUCAAGAUGGAGAAGCUUUUCGUAACAGCAAGUUAUAUUUUUCUAUAAAUUCUGAAAUAGUUGCUGGGCCAGAUUUGAAAAUAUUUGAUAUUAUUACUCGAUGGCCAGGAUCUACCCAUGAUUCAACUAUUUUCAAUGCAUCUCACCUAAGAACACGCAUUGAAGAGAGACAAUUUCAGAACGCGGCGCUCUUGGGAGAGUGGUUACCAGCUGAAAGUCUACCUAAUGACACAUCUACAAAAUCCAGGCAAUAUUCUUAUGUGCAAUGUAGUAGAAACAUUAAUUGGUGUUUGGGAAUGUCGGUUCCCAGUAUUAGCCUAUGGUAGUCGAUGUCGAUUAGAUAACGCUUUAACUACAAUUGUUGCCACUGCUGUGCUAGCAAAACAUGGCCGCGAAUGUGCUAGAGGAUUUGCCUCCCUAUCCAAAAGAACUCAACGGUCAAGAGCUGGAUUACCUAAUUUUACAAGGAGAUAUUCCUCAUGCACAUGCAGCGAAUGUUGGUCAAGACCCAUUUAAUUUUCGCCAAAAUCUGAUAGAUAACUAUUUUAGUUAUUUAUAAAACAUCUGGAUAAUAAAAACACAAUUUGUGGGAAAACUACAUACUUUUUAAAACUUUCCUACAGUAUCUUUAUUACACUAAAAAAAAGUAACAUACAGUAUCUUAACACAAAGUAAUAAUCAUCAUUAUAAGGUAACUUAAAUUUAUUUUUUGAUUGGAAAUUUUUAACUGAAGCAAAUCUAUUUUAAAUUUUCUUUCCAUUUUUAUAAAUUCUUGCUCUUAAUCUGUAGCUUUUGUUUUUCCAAUAGUCAGUAUUUUGUCUAAGAGUAGAUUGUAUUUAGAGGCAAUAUCAAAAGAUAUUAAAGCAGUCACAACUUGCUUCGGUCUUCUUGUAGACCUCUGUGGAGUCUGGGGAAAGUGAUUUGGAGAGCGACUUCAGGCCCCCACUUCAUAGCAGGCAUUGCUCCACCUCCAGUUGAAACUCUUUGGUUUUUCUCCUCACCUAUUUUCCUUCUUAAUUCUUUUUUCUUAUAUUCAUAGAACAUUAUCAAUGACUGGGCACAUCUGUAUGCAGUAGAGGGAGGAGUUAAAGUCUUUUUCAAUUUGGUUCCAAGCAUUGCUCUAGAGGCUCUGUCGGCCUUCUUGUCCUCUAAUAUUUUCGCAUAGCCAUGCACUUUUACAUUAAAUAAAUGCAUCUUUUCAUUAGCAGUAAAAUUCGGUUCUCAUUUCUUCUGAUUCCUUUCCAUUUCGAUACCUAACCCUCUUGAGCAUAUAGAAACUGUCACAUUUCAAAAUCUUUUGAAAGAAUCUAUAAAUUUGCAAUAUUGCCAACGUUUUGUUCAACGAUUCUCAUAUUCGAAUCUGGCGUUCCUGAUCCGAUUCCCCAAUCUGGAUUAAAGUAUCAAAUGAUGCUUAUGAGUUUUGUGACAUUUU